Molecule: messenger RNA, 4175 nt
Organism: Nelumbo nucifera (sacred lotus)
Lineage: Eukaryota; Viridiplantae; Streptophyta; Magnoliopsida; Proteales; Nelumbonaceae
Product: ABC transporter B family member 15-like
Biological process (GO): transmembrane transport
Cellular component (GO): membrane
Molecular function (GO): ABC-type transporter activity; ATP binding; ATP hydrolysis activity
Source: RefSeq, a predicted model, not a curated record
UAGUUACUCACAUCUCCGCCUCUUUCUGGAGAAGUCCAAGAGAGAAACGAGAGGCUUUUCCAAGUUUCAGUAAGGAGACAAAGCUUCUUGUUUGAUUUUUUCUUCCUCUACCAACCUCCCCAGAAAGUGGGCGAAAUGGAUAAUAAGGUCGGUGUUCGAAAUAAUAAGCCUGCAGUCAAGGGUGGUUCAUUCCGAACCAUCUUCAUGCAUGCCGACUCUAUAGAUACUCUGUUAAUGAUUCUGGGUGUUAUCGGAGCCAUCGGUGAUGGAUUAGGGACGCCGGUGAUGUUGAUCAUCACCAGCAAAAUCAUGAACACUCUUGGUGGUGGCUCCACUGCCGAUCCCCAUCUCUUCCUUCACAACGUCACCAAGAAUGCAGUGAAUCUAUUGUAUAUGGCAUGUGGGUAUUGGGUCGUCUGCUUCCUGGAGGGUUAUUGUUGGACAAGGACGGCAGAGAGGCAAGCGACGAGGAUGAGAGCAAGAUAUCUCAAAGCAGUAAUGAGGCAAGACGUGGGUUAUUUCGAUCUGCAAGUGACAAGCACGGCGGAGGUGGUCAUUAGCGUCUCCAACGACAGUCUCGUAAUUCAGGACGUUCUCAGUGAGAAGUUUCCCAACUUCUUAAUGAACGCGUCAACGUUCAUAGGGAGCUACUUGGCAGCUUUUCUGCUAAUGUGGAGGUUGACCCUGGUUGGGUUUCCGUUCAUCUUGGUUUUAAUCAUUCCGGGGUUAAUAUACGGGAGGAUCCUGAUGGGUUUGGCGAGGAAGAUCAGAGAGGAAUAUAACAAAGCUGGUACAAUAGCGGAACAGGCUAUAUCGUCGAUAAGGACGGUUUACUCUUUCGUUGGUGAGAGCAAGACCAUGGCGGAGUUCUCUGCAGCUCUUCAAGGGUCUAUAAAGUUGGGGCUGAAGCAGGGGUUGGCCAAGGGUCUAGCAGUUGGAAGCAAUGGUAUCGUCUUCGCUAUUUGGUCUUUCAUGUCUUGGUAUGGUAGCAGACUGGUCAUGUAUCAUGGUGGGGAAGGAGGGACCAUCUUCGCCGCGGGAGCCUCUAUCGCCAUUGGUGGCCUGUCAUUGGGCUCUGGACUGUCCAACUUGAAAUAUUUCUCAGAGGCCUCCUCGGCCGGGGAACGAAUAAUGGAAGUCAUAAAGAGGAUACCCAAGAUAGAUUCCGAUAACAUGGAAGGCCAGAUCCUGCAAGAUGUUUCAGGGGAGGUCGAAUAUAGAAAUGUCGAGUUCGCGUAUCCUUCUAGACCCGAAAAUAUUAUCUUCCAAGAUUUUUGCCUGAAAAUUCCAGCCGGAAAGACUGUGGCAUUGGUUGGCGGGAGCGGUUCAGGAAAAUCUACAGUUAUUUCCCUGUUACAGAGGUUUUACGACCCUCUCAGUGGUGAAAUUCUACUCGACGGGGUCCCCAUUGAUAAACUUCAGCUCAAAUGGCUCCGAUCGCAGAUGGGUCUGGUGAGCCAAGAACCGGCUCUGUUCGCGACCUCCAUUAAAGAAAACAUACUGUUCGGCAAGGAAGACGCUACCAUGAACGAGGUUUUUGCAGCGGCAAAAGCUGCAAAUGCUCAUAAUUUCAUAGUAUCUCAACUACCCCAGGGGUACGAUACUCAGGUCGGCGAGCGGGGCGUUCAGAUGUCAGGAGGACAGAAACAGAGAAUAGCAAUCGCACGAGCAGUAAUUAGAGCGCCUCGAAUACUUCUGCUAGACGAGGCAACGAGCGCGCUAGACUCGGAAUCGGAGAGAAUCGUCCAAGAAGCAUUAGACAAAGCUGCAGUCGGGCGCACGACGAUCGUGAUCGCUCACCGUCUCUCCACAGUCCGCAACGCCGACGUGAUUGCAGUGGUACAGAACGGUCAGGUGAUAGAGACAGGGUCACACGACGAGCUGAUUCAGGAUGAGAACGGGUUAUAUGCCUCACUCGUUCGACUCCAACAAACCGAGUCGGGCAGAGAAGAAGAGACUCCAUCAACAUCGUCCUUACCAUCCCAUAUCGUGAACCAAGAUAACUACAAUAAAAGGCACAGCACUAGUAGCCGACGAAUCUCAACGAUGAGUAGAUCCAGCUCAGCGAGUCGAGCAUCACUCGGGGGUGACGUAGAAGCCAGCGGGGAGCAAGACUUGCCGGUACCGUCGUUUAGGAGACUGCUGCUUCUGAACAUUCCGGAGUGGAAGCAAGCGAGCAUAGGGUGCGUGAGUGCGGCAUUAUUCGGCGGGGUGCAGCCGGUGUACGCGUUCGUGAUGGGAAGUAUGAUAUCGGUGUACUUCUUACCGGAUCAUGAUGAGAUAAAAUCAAAGACGAGGUUGUACGCGUUGUUCUUCGUGGGAUUGGCGGUGUUCUCGUUUGUGAUCAACAUAAGCCAGCAUUAUAGCUUCGCUGCCAUGGGCGAGUACCUGACCAAGAGGAUUAGGGAGAGAAUGCUGUCCAAGAUACUGACGUUUGAAGUUGGGUGGUUCGAUCGAGAUGAGAACUCUUCGGGUGCUGUUUGUUCUAGACUCGCCAAGGAUGCCAACGUGGUGAGAUCGUUGGUGGGGGAUCGAAUGGCUCUUCUUGUUCAGACCAUAUCAGCAGUAACUAUCGCCUGCACCAUGGGAUUGAUCAUCGCAUGGAGACUCGCCAUCGUCAUGAUCGCCGUCCAACCCUUGAUUAUUGUGUGUUUCUACGCCCGUCGGGUCCUUCUUAAAAGCAUGUCCAACAAGGCCAUCAAAGCCCAAGACGAGAGCAGCAAGCUUGCUGCCGAAGCCGUGUCCAACCUCCGAACUGUCACCGCCUUUUCAUCCCAAGCCCGAAUCAUGCACAUGCUGGACCGAGCCCAACAAGAACCCCGAAGAGAGAGCAUCCGCCAGUCAUGGUUUGCCGGCAUCGGACUCGGCACUUCCCAGAGUCUGAUGUCAUGCACUUGGGCCCUCGACUUCUGGUACGGUGGCAAGCUCGUCUCCCAGGGCUAUAUCACCGCCAAGGCCCUCUUCCAGACCUUCAUGAUCCUUGUUAGCACCGGACGUGUCAUCGCCGAUGCCGGAAGCAUGACCACCGACUUGGCCAAAGGUGCCGAUGCUGUGGGCUCCGUAUUUGCAGUACUCGAUCGCUACACUCGCAUUGAACCCGAAGACCCAGAUGGCCACCGCCCGGAGAAGCUAGACGGGUACGUAGAGAUUCGGGACGUGGACUUCGCAUACCCAGCGAGACCCGACGUGAUGAUAUUCAGAAGCUUCUCUCUGAUCAUAGAAGCCGGAAAAUCAACGGCAUUGGUGGGGCAGAGCGGUUCAGGAAAAUCAACAAUCAUCGGACUCAUCGAGAGAUUCUACGACCCGCUGAAAGGUACGGUGAAGAUCGACGGAAGGGACGUAAAGGCAUACCACUUAAGGUGUUUAAGGAAACACAUAGCGUUGGUAAGCCAGGAACCCACGCUGUUCAGCGGGACGAUCAGAGAGAACAUCUCGUACGGUGCAUCGGAUAAGGUGGACGAAGCGGAGAUAAUGGAAGCGGCGAGGGCGGCAAACGCUCACGAUUUCAUCGCGGGGCUGAAGGAUGGAUACGAUACAUGGUGUGGGGACAGGGGAGUGCAACUGUCGGGAGGGCAGAAGCAGCGGAUUGCGAUAGCACGGGCAAUACUGAAAAACCCGACAGUGUUGCUAUUGGACGAGGCAACGAGCGCGCUGGACAGCCAGUCGGAGAAGGUGGUGCAAGAUGCGUUGGAGAGAGUGAUGGUGGGGCGGACGAGCGUGGUAGUGGCCCACCGAUUGAGCACCAUACAAAACUGUGAUCAAAUCGCAGUGCUGGAAAAAGGGAAGGUGGUGGAGAAGGGAACCCACUCCUCGCUGUUGAGCAAAGGACCCACGGGUGCUUACUACUCCCUCGUCAGCCUCCAACGAAGUCCAAACACCAACCAGCAACACCCGGUCAACUAAACCAUCAUCAUCAUGAUAUCCCCGCCCCGCCCCGGCCGUUGCGCGCAAAAUUUCCCAGCUAGCAAGCUGCUCAAUCACUCAUCAGCAGGGAUCGAUGUUAUCAUCUAUAUAUAUAUAUAUAUAUAUAUAUGAGGCUAGGUAUAUAGAUUAUAAUGACGAUUUAGAUUUUAGAAUGUAAAAUUAGUUUGCUUUAUUCAAGUCAAAACUCGAAAGAGUUUGUUUUAUAGUGGCGUUGAAAAAAGAUAAGGCACAACCUAUGACCAUUUUGUGAA